UUUGAAUCGGACGCUGCCGUAAAGCAGCCGUUUGUUGUGUCGCGCGGCCGAGGGUUGUCAUAACGACGGUCAAGAUGGCGGCGAUGGCGGCCGGAGACGAACAUGCUGCUUCUGAAGUUUUGAGAGGACUCGCCAGACAUUUAAACUGUCUGAACGAAGACAACAAGGCCACCAGAAAGACGGCUCUGGAGCGGAUCAAGAAGGAGACCGUCGACAGGGGACACCCGAGCGGCGUCUUGCAGGAGCUCUUCGCUGCCCUCCUGAAGCCUCUCCUCAAAUGUCUGUCAGACCCGAUGGAACGGUGCAGAGAGACCGCGAUAGCGACGAUAACGGAGUUCAUUCGCUGCGUCCCGAAGCCGGAGGAGUCGCUGCCGUACCUCGUGCCCUGUCUGGCUCAGAGGCUCGGGGAGAAGGAGCUCCUGGAGCCGGCGGAGGAGCUCCGGCUGUCGGCCGUGGAGCUGUUGACGCUGACGGUGGAGGUGUGCGGGGUGCAUUUGGCCCCGUACCUCACCGACGUGGUCCACAUCCUGCAGAGGACCGUCGUCGACCCUUUCCCAGACGCCAGGAGAGAAAGCUGCAAAUGCGCCGCACUCUUUGCAAAGUGUGUGCCAGAGCACUUUCACAUGCAGGCUGAGAGUCUCGUGAAGCCUCUGAUGCAGACCAUUUCUCAUCAGCACUCCCGGGUACGAGUGUCUGCCAUUGAAGCCACCGGGGCUGUCAUUCAGCAUGGCACCGGGAAGAACAUGGACGACGUGCUCUCUCACCUGGCACAGAGACUGUUUGACGACUCGCCGCAGGUGAGAAGAGCUGUGACGGCUGUUGUUGGUGAUUGGCUUCUUCACAUGAGAGACAGAUACUCUUAUUUCCACAAGCUCAUCCCACUCCUGCUGAGCGGUGUCGAUGAUGAGAUCCCAGAAAUAAGACUUCUAUCAGCUGAUUUAUGGAGGCAGGUAGGAGCCCAGUGGGAGAAAGAGAAUGAGGACGAAAUCAAGGAUAAGAUGGACUUCCUCCUGUCCCCACCUCCCUUCUACCCAACAGGAGUGGAGCGUCCAGGGCUCGGCUGCAGAGAGCUCGUGGUGAGAAACCUGGGUCGGCUGGUGCCGGCAAUCACCCACGACCUGACCGACUGGCUGGUCCCCACGCGGGUCAGGACCUCUCAGCUGCUCUCGGUGCUGCUGCUUCACGCCGAGGACCACAGCACCCAGCACCUGCAGCCUCUCCUGGCCACCCUCUACUCUGUCUGCACGGACACGGAGAGGGACGUGGUCAGCAACUGCCUGGCAGCUGCUAAACUGUUGGGGACCUUUGUCCCUCCUGUCGUCUUCCUCAAGCUGCUUCUGGAUCAUGUGACGUCCCCCUACUCUCCCUCUCACCCCUGGGCCCCCCUCAUGGUGCUGACUGCGGUGCUGGGAGGCUGCUCUCCAACCGUCCUCCAACCACACCUCAAAAAGAUUGCCGACACACUGUCCCAGCCCGACGUCUGCCAGGAAUAUCAACAGGUCGUGUAUUUGGAUCAGUUGUUGGCCUGCGUGGAUGUGCUGCUGCGUCACUGUGAAUCAGACCACGGAUCAGUCAGCCUGCAGCUGCUGCAGGUGUUGGUCACUGUCCAGAGUUUCUCCACUGAGCCACGUCUCAGCGAGAAGGCCGUGGAGAGUGUGCAGCUCUUGAGUACGGUGCAGGGCCUGGACUCGGCGAUGGAACUCUAUAGACAACAUAUGGGCCAGCUGUUGGAUUGGCUAUCUGGCUCCGUCAACACCUGGUCCAGCUACUCGCCACAGAGACUUCAACUGCAUAUCAUAGUCAUACAAUCAGGUCCGGUGAUUGGGGAGUUUGUGGGCCCGUUGAUGCCCCUGCUGUUCAGCUGCCUCCACCCGGACAGAGACCCAGAGAUGAGGAUGAGCAUCUUCACAAUGCUUGCUAAGUUGCUACUGGAUGCAACCAACACGCUGGAUUCCAAGGGACGUUUCCGUGAUGAGUCUGAGAGGUUCCUGAGCGACGUCUUGCUUCCUAACCUGGUGUGGCGUGCAGGUCGCAUCGCUGCUGCCGUCCGCACCUCGGCUCUCAGCUGUCUGCUGGCCCUGCUGCAUGGAGGGGCCACCACACCUGGACAGCUGCUGUGUCUGGAAGAGAAACUGAGGUCCCAGGUGUUGUCCGCCCUGGAAGAAGACUCUCAGGUGGGCCGGCUGUUGGCCUGUCGCUCCCUGUCAGUCAUCCUCCGGCUCAUCGGAACCAACCUGCACCCAGAGGCCCUCAACCAGAUCUAUCCCGCGCUGCUGAAGCGUCUGGACGACAGCAGCGAGGAGGUGCGCGGCGUCGCCCUGCAGGCCCUCGGGCUGUGGCUGUCCGGCCUGACCCAAGACUACCACCCUGAGCUCUGUGCUCCUCAUCUGCAGCUCCUCUUCCAGCAGCUCCUCCUGCACCUGGAUGACCCUGACGUCUCCGUCCAGGACCAGGUGCUCGAGGUUCUGAAGAAAGGCGGCUCGGUCCACCCGGCACUUCUGAGAAGGGAGGCGGAGGCCGUGAGAGACCAGCAGCGGAGUCCUCUUCACUGCGACCGGCUGCUCCGGCACAUCAGCGCUCUGCCCACCGAGGCCACAGCAAAGGGUCCCGAGUGACGUGGAGAGUGUGGCUCAACGCACCUUUUUAAUUAAACGUUGAUGAACAAUAAUCGUAAUACCGUGGGGGUAUUUUUCAAUGCAAGGACUCGUUCCCCUUAAGAUGAUUUUUUUUUUAUUUAUAGUUUUUAUAUUUGAAUGUUUCAAUAUCCCUUUUUAAUGCAGAAUAUCAUCUUGACCAUUUUGUUCAAUAACCGUUGUUGUUCAUUCAUUGCUGUUACAAUAAAUCUUCUGGUUCUGG
Molecule: messenger RNA, 2856 nt
Organism: Cyclopterus lumpus (lumpfish)
Lineage: Eukaryota; Metazoa; Chordata; Actinopteri; Perciformes; Cyclopteridae
Product: dynein assembly factor 5, axonemal-like
Exons: 13
Coding region: 75-2615 (846 amino acids)
Biological process (GO): outer dynein arm assembly; inner dynein arm assembly; cilium movement
Cellular component (GO): cytoplasm
Molecular function (GO): dynein intermediate chain binding
Source: RefSeq, a predicted model, not a curated record